This is a messenger RNA of Trachymyrmex septentrionalis, 3934 nucleotides long. RefSeq lists its product as uncharacterized. The transcript is spliced from 15 exons. Lineage: Eukaryota; Metazoa; Arthropoda; Insecta; Hymenoptera; Formicidae. The record is from RefSeq and is a predicted model, not a curated record. Gene Ontology annotation, cellular component: succinate-CoA ligase complex; mitochondrion. Gene Ontology annotation, molecular function: ATP binding; metal ion binding; succinate-CoA ligase (ADP-forming) activity. Gene Ontology annotation, biological process: tricarboxylic acid cycle; succinyl-CoA metabolic process.
GCUCAAAAGUUUCUCAAAUGCGUAUCUCGUCUAAUUUUUUUUAAAUAACAUUUAUAUCACGCAUAUUCUGAUUCGGGCACGUUAAUUUUACAUCGCUGAUUUUAUUCAUUGUGUUAUCCACUUCAGUGGAUAAUAUACAAUGCGCAUAUUUAUAAUUAUAUCGUAGGUUUGUAAUCGUAAUUUUAAAAGUCUGAAGAAGUUUCCUCAAGAAGUGAUAACACGCAUGCGUCGCUAAAUAUUACGCAAUUGUAGAAAUCCAUUCGAAAAACGUGGACGAUAUUUUUACGCGGGUAUAUAUCAUAGUGAAAAAUGAUGAAGAGUGAAGUAUCGUCCGAGAAUAAAUUGCGGUGGUACUUAUCGCUAUUACAAUAAAAAAUAAAUGAACAUAAUAUACACGCAUCGCCUACUCGGUUCAGUGUUGAGUGUCAGUCAUACGGAUACACACGAAGUGUUCUCGUGAGGAUCUUGAAGCGUAGGUACUACUGUCGACGAUGUACAUGCAUACGUGUAUGUAGUCUAAUUUGCGCUUUUGUGCUGUCAUUAUGUCAUUUAUAUCAUCUUCAGUAGGGAUGUGUGCGCGAAGAAUAAACAAACAGCUGUUAGCGCACAACACUUCGGUUAUUAAACAAAUGGUUCGAAAUUUGGAGGUGCAUGAGCACAUGGCGUACACUUUAUUAAAAGAAGCUGGCAUUCCUACCCCGCCUUUCUGGGUGGCAAAGACAUCCGAUGAAGCUGCCACUCUAGCCAAGAAUCUGAAUACGAAGGAUCUCGUGCUGAAAGCACAAGUUCUGGCUGGAGGUAGAGCGAAGGGACAGUUUAAGAAUAGCAAUGUUAGCGGUGUCGUAAUGUGCAAUACAAUCGAACAGGUAAAAGAAUUGGCAGAUAAUAUGAUUAACAAGGAGCUUGUGACUAAACAGACGGGAGCAGCUGGAAAGAUAUGCAAUUCUGUGAUGGUAACAACGCGUAUGUUUCCACGUAAAGAGUAUUAUAUGGCAGUGAUGUUGGAACGUGCCUUCGAUGGGCCUGUAAUAAUCGUUUCCCAGCAAGGCGGAGUAAACAUUGAAGACGUCGCUGCUGCGAAUCCCGAAGCUAUAGCAUAUAUACCGAUCGAUGUGAAGAAAGGUUUAACACCCGAGCAAGCGAACAGCGUCGCCGAUAAACUGGGACUCACGGGGAACAGCAAGGAGAUCGCGUCGCUCGUCGCCUCCAAUCUCUAUGACUUGUUCGUCGAGAAGGACGCCCUGCUGCUCGAGAUCAAUCCGUUCGCAGAAGACAUCUGUGGCGAAUAUUACGCUCUGGAUUGCAAAUGCAAAUUUGACGACAGUGCCGAUUUUCGGCAGAAGGAGCUGUUCAACCUGAAAGACACAACCCAGAUGGACCCGAAAGAGGUCGUGGCGGAGAAGCACAACUUGAAUUACAUAGCUCUCGACGGAAAUAUUGGCUGCAUGGUGAACGGAGCCGGACUGGCGAUGGCCACUAUGGAUAUCAUAAAACUCUGCGGCGGUAUGCCGGCAAAUUUUUUGGACGUCGGCGGCACCGCUACAGUCGAGACAGUGACGGAAGGUGGAAGCUAUUUUGGUGAAUAUUUUCGGCGGCAUAAUGAGAUGUGAUAUAAUCGCACAAGGGAUCAUAGACGCUACGAAACAGGUACUAAUGUCGAUAAAGCUAAACAAUUGAUAUUGGAUGCUAAGCUAAAAGUAAUUCCCGUGGACGAUUUUGCUCAAGCAGCUGAGACAUCUGUCAAGUUAGCAUCGAUGAUGAAUAUUGCGAAAACUUCGGAUUUAGAUCUCACUUUUAUGCCACAGUCCACGGCUGUCGCUCAGGCAAAGAUGGCUACCAUGUUGUCGCGGGCGAUCUUACUCGCGGAAAGUCUCGGUCGACUGAGCAGUCCCAAGAUAUUGGCGUGCAAUACUAGCUUGGUCAAACAACCGACUAGGAAUUUGAACGUUCAUGAACACAUUAGCUACAGUUUACUCAAUGAAGCUGGCGUGCCGACACCUAAAUUCGGCGUCGCCAAAACUCCUGGCGAAGCAGCUAAACUCGCUGCCGAUUUGAAGACAAAGGAUAUCGUCUUGAAGGCCCAAGUCCUCGCUGGUGGCAGAGGAAAAGGACACUUCAAAGGAACGAGUGUUAGCGGAGUGAAGAUGUGUGAAACUCCAGAAGAAGCUAAGUCGUUGGCGGGUCAAAUGCUCGGCAAAUUACUGAUUACAAAACAGACUGGCGAAGGUGGCAGAAUAUGCAACGCUGUGAUGGUCACUCAGCGCAUGUUUCCCCGUAAAGAGUACUAUCUUGCUGUCAUGAUGGAAAGAGCCUUUGGUGGUCCUGUCAUAAUAGCUUCCAGUCAAGGUGGGGUAAACAUCGAAGAAGUCGCAGCGACAAAUCCUAGCGCUAUCAUGUAUGAACCUAUCGACAUCAAUAAGGGAAUUACGAAGGAACAGGCGGAACGUAUAGUAGUCAAGCUUGGCCUCGAUAACGUGAAGGACUACAUUUCCAAUAUAAUUAUAAAUCUUUAUCAAAUGUUUCUCAAGAAAGACGCUCUUCUUUUGGAAGUGAAUCCUCUUGCCGAGGACAUAAACGGGAAUUACUUUGCUCUGGAUUGCAAGUGCCGGUUCGACGACAAUGCCGAGUACAGGCAAAAGGAACUCUUUAAUUUGAGAGACUGGACUCAGGAGGAUUCUAAAGAAGUCGAAGCUGCGAAAUUUGACUUAAAUUACAUCGCGCUCGAUGGCAACAUAGGUUGUAUGGUGAAUGGAGCUGGUUUAGCCAUGGCUACGAUGGACAUUAUAAAAUUGCACGGUGGCGAGCCGGCUAAUUUUCUCGACGUUGGCGGUGGUGCGUCGACUUCGGCGGUGAAGGAAGCAUUUAAGAUUAUCACUUCUGAUCCACGAGUUCAUGCUCUCUUAGUUAAUAUCUUCGGCGGCAUCAUGAGAUGCGACGUUAUAGCAGAAGGUAUUAUCGCCGCGACUAAAGAAUUAAGCUUAAAAAUUCCCGUCGUUGUAAGAUUGCAGGGUACUAAUGUGGACGAAGCUAAGGCUCUGAUCGCGAAUGCGGGUUUAAAAAUUGUACCAAUCGACGAUCUCGACGAGGCCGCCCGGGUGGCAGUAAAAUUAUCAACCAUUGUUAAAUUAGCUCAAUCUGAAAAUCUCAGUGUAAACUUCGAAAUACCUGCAAUUUCAUAGGUAGCAAAAAAAUAAUUGAUAAUAUAUUACUAAGACUAUUUUUGCCGAGAAUAUGUACUCAAUUGUUAAAAGAUUUCAGGAAUGUCUGAAAGUAAUAAUUACAGUAAUAACUUUAUAUGCGUAAUGUAUUCUCGUCAAAGAGUAAUAUUUUACAGUUCGAUUUUUUGCGUAACUUUACAGAAAGAGAAAAAAAUAAAAAGUAGAAUAGUUUUGAACAAGUCUGUGACAUACAAAAGUGAUACGACUGGAAGACUGGAAGAUAAAAUAUAUAAAACAAAAUAAUGUAUUUUUUUAUGUGUGUGUAUACAUACAUAUAUAUAUAUAUAUAUAAAAAAUAUAUAUAUAUAUAUGGUAAUCUUCCUCUUUAAUACAGUCGCGAACAUUUGUAAUACACAGAAUUGUACAACAUUACUCAUGACAACGCGUAAUUUAUCAGCGCUUACUCCUACAGCGCAGAGUUCUAUGAGAUCCAGUAUUAAGGAGAUUAAGUUAUAUAUAUGUAAUAUACUAUCUAUUUGCAAGCAACUGUUGCCCAUGGAAAUGUGCUUUAGAGUGUUCAAAACCAUCGACAAGAUAUUAGACAUUAAAAUAGAUUAUCAACUUUUUGAGACACUAAUAUAAAUAUUAGCUUAUAAUGCGGUGUUAAAUUUAUUAUUUAUUAUUAUGCCAAUGUUUCAUAAAUAAGUGUACAAAUUUACAACUCAAUUUUGACAAAACUACUAUCUUUUUACGAUCCGCAUGAAUAAUCGUGCAGU